Messenger RNA from Daldinia caldariorum, 2432 nucleotides. RefSeq names its product P-loop containing nucleoside triphosphate hydrolase protein. Gene Ontology annotation, molecular function: hydrolase activity; DNA binding; ATP binding. NCBI's taxonomy places the organism in Eukaryota, Fungi, Ascomycota, Sordariomycetes, Xylariales, Hypoxylaceae. The transcript has 2 exons. The record is from RefSeq and is a predicted model, not a curated record. Bases 152 to 2104 code for a protein of 650 amino acids.
GCUUAAAUUCAUAUACGGGUUCCACUUAAAAAGUCUACCUAACCUAAAGUGGCUCAAAACUUUAAAUUUCCAUUGACGCCUCGAAACUCUCAACUCGAAACAUACUUACCUGCUAAACAUCUAUCGCAACAAGUUGUUGUGUAAAUAUGCCAUGCUACCUUUGACCACAAGAUGGUUAUUCUCAGUGAGGCCCAUACGGCGGUUCACAAUAACGAGAUGCUAUCGAUACAGGUUUUCUACAUCCUUAACAGUCCGUACGGCUGACGUGGUUGAUAUCUCUAACCCGUUCCAAAGCAUUCGCCUUCGUGAUUAUCAAGAAGAAUGCAUUCAGUCCGUUUUAAGUUCCCUCGACAAUGGCCAUAAGCGAUUAGGAAUAUCGCUAGCUACCGGAUCCGGUAAAACAGUCAUCUUCACUCAGUUGAUUGAUCGGAUUAAGACCGCCUCAAGAGAUGUUGAUCAGACCCUGAUUCUGGCUCACAGGCGAGAACUUGUUGAACAAGCAGCUCGCCACUGCACCUCUGCCUAUCCUCACAAAACAGUAGAAAUUGAAAUGGGCAAUAUACAUGCGUCGGGAACCGCCGAUAUCACCAUCGCUAGCAUACAGAGUAUUAACUCUGGUAAUCGCAUCAGCAAGUACGAUCCCAGACGGUUUAAACUCGUGCUCGUUGACGAAGCACAUCAUAUAGUUGCGCCCGGAUAUCUAAAGAUUCUGGAGCAUUUCGGCCUUGAUAAGAAGAGAGAUGACUCGCCAGCACUUGUCGGUGUGUCCGCAACACUUUCUCGCGCCGAUGGACUUCGUCUGGGUGCCGCAAUCGAUGAAGUGGUAUAUCAUAAAGACUACGUUGACAUGAUAGGGGAUAAAUGGUUGUCCGACGUCAUUUUUACUACAGUCGAGUCCACUGCCGAUGUUUCACAAGUCGGAACUGGUAGCACUGGGGACUUUCAAACCCGCGAGCUGUCCAAGGUGGUGAAUACUAAGCAAGUGAACGAGAUUACCGUUCGCAGUUGGCUUGCAAAGGCUUCCGAGAGGAAGUCGACGCUAGUCUUUUGCGUGGAUCUCGCGCAUAUCGACGGCUUAACCAAGACGUUCCGCGAGCACGGCAUUGAUGCCAGGUUCGUAACGGGAGAAACGCCAAAGGUUGAAAGAAGCGAAAUCCUUGAAGCUUUUCGACGCCAAGAAUUUCCCGUGCUCAUCAACUGUGGCGUCUUUACCGAAGGAACCGAUAUUCCCAAUAUUGAUUGCGUUGUCCUCGCCCGGCCAACCCGCUCCCGCAAUUUAUUAGUACAAAUGAUAGGGAGAGGCAUGCGGCUUCAUCCAGAUAAGAAGGAUUGCCACAUCAUCGAUAUGGUCUCAAGUCUAUCUGUCGGUAUAGUGACAACACCUACUCUCUUCGGUCUCGACCCGUCUGAGCUGGUAGAGAAGGCAACCCCGCGUGAUUUGCAACACUUGAAGAGCAGUCAGGAGGCAGCAGAGAUUAAUAUUAGACGCAAGAUUACUUUUGUCGAGUAUGAUUCCGUCUUUGACUUGAUUGCAGAUACAUCUGGUGAGAGGCACAUUCGGGCAAUCAGUCCGCACGCAUGGGUACAAAUUAAUCCAAACAGAUGGAUAUUAUCUGGCCCGGACGGUACCUUUAUCCGAUUAGAAAAGGAAACAUCGGGAGACGAGAAGGGAAUGUUUGUAGGCUGUGAGGUCCGGGCUCUUCCCAAAAGCAAAAAAUCCAAGUCUCCGUAUGCUGCGCCUCGACAGUUAUUGUCAACACCUAUCUUCGCUGAUGCUGUUCACGGAUGUGACAGAUACGCGUCCGAGAUGUAUCCCCAUCUUCUUAUUUCAAGGAACCAGCGCUGGCGCGAAGGACCACCUACCGAGGGUCAGCUCAAUUUCUUAAAUAGGAUACGAGAGGAUGGGGAUAAGUUAAAAGAAGGAGAUAUCACAAAAGGCAAGGCCGCAGACAUGAUAACCAAAUUACGCCAUGGUGCCCGAGGUCACUUCGCUGUCCUUGACGCCGACCGAAAGAGAAAGCAGAGGCGUCAGACUUUAGACGAGGCGAAAGAAAAGAUGAUGAAGAUUCGGGAAAAGGUGUCUAUUGGACCUCUGUCAGCUUGAAUCCCGUAACCACUAUUGUUACAGUUACACCUCCUAAUCACAAUCGACCGACUCAACUCAAACGCUUUUUAACAAUACGUCCGUCACUAUGUGAUACUCGAACUAAAUCUUCAGUAAUCAUAAGCCCAAAGAGUCAAUUUGAAUUAGGACUCGAUAUACGGUCAUGCAUCCAUUCAACCCGUCUUCUACCGACGGUUCAUGGAGUAUAUUAGACCUAAUGUCACGCGCAGAUAUCCUUGGGGUGAAAUUUGCUAUGGAAUUAUUCAUGUUAGGUACUCUAUGCUAUAUAUAUAAGUUGGUCGAGCGACGGCUCGCCUUCAAAUACCAG